Messenger RNA from Caenorhabditis bovis, 333 nucleotides. The record is from the annotation of a GenBank genome assembly. NCBI's taxonomy places the organism in Eukaryota, Metazoa, Nematoda, Chromadorea, Rhabditida, Rhabditidae.
AUGUCGACUUAUACUCUUCCACUGUUCCUUUUCACUAUCGGACUCAUUUUCUGCACUCAAUCGGUUGCCGCUGAAGGCGAUGACCUGCUCGACUACGUCAAAUCGAUCGAGCCACUCACUAUCAGGAGAAGCCCAAUCGCUUGCCCAUUGCCGGUUGUCGGGCAAUCUUGUCCAGAGGAGAACGUCUUCUGGUACUUCAAGUGUUGCGGAAACGUCGCCGAUCAGUGCUGCUUCCGCCUUCAGGAUUGGGUUUCGGUGCUUCUUUUGUUCCUUGCCGUCUGCACCAUUCUCUCGAUCAUCAUCAACUGUAUUCGUUGUAUAUGCUGCGCGUAA